AUGGCCGAGCUCUUGGGCGAUGCGUUUCCACCCUUACCCUCGCGGCCAGGGAAGGGAAAUUCGAGGAAGGCGGCAGAGAGCUCCAGCCCACCGGCCGCCCCGCCUGUAGAGGUCAAGGAAGCAGAGCCCAAAGCAGAGGUGGAAGCCCCGCCUGCACCUCUGCCGGACGUCUCCCAGGCUGCUCUGGUAUCGCCUUCCGCUGUGCAGAGUGAGAGCAGCGCGGUUCCUGCAGGUGAGCCGUCGGCCUCUUCAGAUGCAGCGCCGGCGGCUUCGGCCGAAAGCCAAAGCCCAGGCAAGGGAGUCCCGGCCCCGGAAGAGCACCCGGAAGCGCCGCCGGAGCUCGAUGGCCUGGUGAUGCUGGCGCUGAAGUCGCCCAAGGAGCGCAACUUCCUCCUGAAGCUCGAGAGUCACAUCAUCAACAACUUGCAGAGCGGCCAGAUUGAGCGCAUUCGCCUUUCCACGCCGCUGCCACCCAAGCUGCGCAAGCUGGUGCACAUGGUGGCAGACUACUUUGGUCUCCACAGGAAUGUGGACAAGGAGGAGGGCGAGGAGAAGAAGGCCACCAUGACGUUGCUCAAGGUGAAUGAGACGCGUAUCCCUGCACGUACGCUGUCCGUCAUUUGCACGGAGCUGGACGAAGAGGACAGGCAGCCAGUUCAGGUGCAGAGGAAGGCAGCAGACAUUGGAGGUGGCGACGACGGUGAACUGGCCCAAUCCGUCCCCUUGCCUUCGCACCUCUUGCAUGGCCAGGUUCUCCAAGCCACCCCGGAGGCAUCGGCAGCAUCGAAAGCCCAGACGGAGGAGUCCAAGCCAUCCUGGGCCGAACUUGUUGCUCGUGGCGACGGGGCACCUGCAGUUCCUCUGGCGGCAGGUCCGUUGCCUACCAACGUGGCCUUUGCCAAGCGGCCGCCGCUUAAGCCCUGGUAG
Symbiodinium sp. CCMP2592 is the source of this 927-nucleotide messenger RNA. The record is from the annotation of a GenBank genome assembly. Lineage: Eukaryota; Dinophyceae; Suessiales; Symbiodiniaceae.